This is a messenger RNA of Helianthus annuus (common sunflower), 1199 nucleotides long. RefSeq names its product grpE protein homolog 2, mitochondrial. NCBI's taxonomy places the organism in Eukaryota, Viridiplantae, Streptophyta, Magnoliopsida, Asterales, Asteraceae. Gene Ontology annotation, biological process: protein folding; protein import into mitochondrial matrix. Gene Ontology annotation, cellular component: PAM complex, Tim23 associated import motor. The record is from RefSeq and is a predicted model, not a curated record. The transcript is spliced from 7 exons. Bases 60 to 944 code for a protein of 294 amino acids. Gene Ontology annotation, molecular function: protein homodimerization activity; protein-folding chaperone binding; adenyl-nucleotide exchange factor activity.
UCUAGAAACUUGUCGUAAACAAUACUCAUCUCUCCGACAAAUUGAUUGGCAUCUGAGAAAUGUUAGUCGGCAGGACCACCUCCCGGAUUGCAAGGACCGUCGUUACUCGGUACCGAACCUCUUUAAUCCUCAAUGGCGGACUUAACAAUCAUCUCCCAAUUUCAACCUUUAGAAAUCAAUUUCACUCGCUUUCUGAUUCACAAAACAAGGUGAUAGCAGGUCAAAUAUCAUCAUUGUAUAAUUCUACUUGCAAUCUGUCGGCUUUUCAAAGGUUCGGGUUCUCGUCAUCUGCAUCUCCAGAAUCCAAUGAGAAGGAAAGUGAAAAUGGAAGAACAACUACAGGCAGCUCAAAUGAUGAAAAAGAAAGUGCAAAUUCUGAUGACAAAGGACAAGGUGAGGAAGACUUGACAAUGGAGGAUCUGAUUAAACUUGUAACUGAGAAGGAGGAACUUUUGAAGAUAAAACAAGAAGAAAUUGAGAAAAUGAAAGAUAAAGUUCUUCGAACAUAUGCGGAUAUGGAAAACAUCAUGGACAGGACCAAAAGAGAGGCGGAGAACUCAAAGAAAUUUGCAAUUCAGAACUUUGCAAAGAGUUUGCUGGAUGUUGCAGAUAACCUGGAUAGGGCUUCUUCGGUUGUAAAAGAGAGUUUCGCAAAGAUUGAUACAUCUAAGGACACUGCUGGAGCUGUUCCACUUCUGAAAACACUUCUAGAAGGUGUUGAAAUGACUGAAAAACAGCUGGCAGAGGUUUUGAAGAAAUUUGGCGUGGAGAAGUAUGAUCCAACAAAUGAGGAAUUUGAUCCAAAUAGGCAUAAUGCAGUUUUUCAAGUACCAGAUGAUACAAAGCCUCCUGGUACAGUUGCAGUUGUGCUCAAGGCGGGAUACAUGCUGCAUGAUCGAAUCAUACGACCUGCCGAAGUUGGUGUGACCAUAAAGGCAGAUUAAAAUAACAACUGGUGUUAGAUCCUGAUAUAUCGUCUCUUAACUGAGAUUAUAUUAGAUUUUGAACAUUUUAUCAUGUUAGCAUGGUGCACUCCUUUGCUGAGGAAAAAAAGCUUUAUUAAAACUGAACUUUUUAUUGACCUCAUUUUUUGUAGAAACUGUAAUAAUACAUGGUUACAUUGAGGAAUAGGGUAUAGAGAUCGUCUCAAAUCGCCAAAUAAGCAGAACCCAAAUGGGUUGAAAGCAGGUUAUUUUUUU